Bacillus rossius redtenbacheri is the source of this 1492-nucleotide messenger RNA. RefSeq names its product ceramide glucosyltransferase-like. The transcript has a single exon. Bases 231 to 1436 code for a protein of 401 amino acids. Gene Ontology annotation, molecular function: ceramide glucosyltransferase activity. Gene Ontology annotation, biological process: glucosylceramide biosynthetic process. NCBI's taxonomy places the organism in Eukaryota, Metazoa, Arthropoda, Insecta, Phasmatodea, Bacillidae. Gene Ontology annotation, cellular component: membrane. The record is from RefSeq and is a predicted model, not a curated record.
AUGGUUUGGUCACUUUUCAGCCUCCGAUUAUACAGUAGGCCUAUGUUAAUAUGAAAUUAUUAUAGAAAUAUGCUUUUUUAUAUAGAAUCGGAUCAACUGACUAUAUUCCAUUAUCAAAAAGUGACGGCAAAAACGCUUUAUCAAUUGCCUCUGUUCCUCUAACUCAGGAAGACCAAAAGUGCGCUGGCGACGUUUUACACAGAGAAUUUAAUUUUAGAAUAUGAACGGACAUGUUGAAUGUUGUCAAUAUGUUUCCUAUGAGAUACAUAUUUCAUGGACUUGCAGUAUAUUUCUUGUUAUUUUUGUGCGUCAAAUGGGCAAUACACUUAACUGCAAUAUUUUAUGGGAAAUGGAAGCUUCAUCGGAAAACAGUUCCACCAUCGUCGGAAGUCCCGUGGCCGGGAGUUUCAAUAAUCAAGCCGCUGAUGUGGGUCGAUCCCAACCUCUACAGUAAUCUGGAAACGUUCUUCACGCAGGACUAUCCUAAAUUCGAAAUUCUGCUGUGCGUGGAGGAGGAGAGCGACCCGGCGACCAUGGUCGCGCGCCGGCUCAUGAGCAAGUACCCGAGCGUGGAGUGCAGGCUGUUCACGCGCGCAGCCGCCGUCGGCGUCAACCCCAAGAUCAACAACAUGCAGCCGGGCUACGCCGCGUCCCGCUACGAGCUGGUGCUCAUCUCGGACAGCAGCGUGCGCAUGAAGGCGGACACGCUGCGGGACAUGGCGUCGCGCAUGACGGGCCAGGUGGGGCUGGUGCACCAGCUGCCCUUCACGUGCGACGGGGCGGGCUUCGCGGCGGCCCUCCAGAAGAUCUACUUCGGCACGGUCCAGGCGAGGAUCUACCUGGCCUCCGACUUCCUGGGCAUAGCCUGCCACAUCGGCAUGUCGUCGCUGGUGCGCAAGGAGCUGCUGGAGGAGGCGGGCGGCCUGGCGGCGUUCGGCCGCUACCUGGCCGAGGACUUCUUCCUGGGCCGCUGGGUGGUGGGGCGCGGCUGGCGCACCUGCGUGAGCGGCCAGCCCGCCUGGCAGAACCCGGGCGCGUGCGAGGUGUCGGGCUUCCUGGCGAGGCUCACCCGGUGGGCCAAGCUGCGCGCCGCCAUGGUGCCCGUCACCAUCCUCGUGGAGCCGCUGUCCGAGUGCGCGGUGCUGGGGGUGUGCGCCUCGUGGGGCGCGGCCCGCCUGCUCGGCGCCGACCCCUGCGGCUUCUACCUCGUGCACGCGCUGGUGUGGCUGCUGCUCGACUGGGCGCUGCUCUCCGUCGUGCAGAACGGCGCGCUGCCCUUCGGCAAGCUGGAGUUCGUGACGGCGUGGCUGUUCCGCGAGCUGAGCAGCCCGUGCGUGUACGUGCGCGCGCUGUGCAGCCCGACUGUGACUUGGCGGGCGAGGAGCUUCAGGCUGCGGUGGGGCGGCGAGGCGGAGCAGCUGGUCUCCCGAGUCUAGGCGCCGGUCGCCACCUCUUGUACCACUUGCAAAUUACACCUGCGUGCACAACCCUU